Gaeumannomyces tritici R3-111a-1 is the source of this 1479-nucleotide messenger RNA. RefSeq lists its product as hypothetical. Bases 224 to 1312 code for a protein of 362 amino acids. The record is from RefSeq and is a predicted model, not a curated record. NCBI's taxonomy places the organism in Eukaryota, Fungi, Ascomycota, Sordariomycetes, Magnaporthales, Magnaporthaceae. Gene Ontology annotation, molecular function: nickel cation binding. The transcript has a single exon.
UGUCAAACAAUGCUGCCGUUUUUGACGUGGGCUGUGGGCAUGUGGGAAAAGUACAUAAAAUGGGCUGCCGCUGGUGGUGAAAUUGGGGUACUGUGAGUCCCGAGUACAUGUAAUUGUGAAGAAGAAAAGGACCCAAAAAGCAAGGCAAACCAGGGACCGAACUCCAAGUCGGCAAGCGUGCUCAGCUUAGCUCAACAGCCCCAAACUGUAAUUUGACACCACCAUGCUGGCCUCGCUACCACCACCAAUCAUCAGCCGCCCGCACGGCUACGACGACGACGACGACGGGAUGGACCUGGAGGUCACGACAGAGGAGCGGGCGCUCGAGCGCGAGAUCGCGGAGCUCGAGAGGCGGCUGGACAAGGCGCGGGCGGCGCGGCUGCACCAGCCACGGCGGCCCGACACUCCGCCCGCAUCAUCAAACGGCGACGCUGCGUCUGACUUGGCAGCGGCGCCGCAGCCGCAGCAGCAGCUCGCCGCGCCCCUGCCGCCGGCCACGCACUUCCUGCUACUACUGUCCGACUCGGCCCUGCCGCUGGGCGCCUUUGCCUUCUCGUCCGGGCUCGAGUCGUUCCUGGCGCACUCCCGGUCCCGCUCUUCUUCUGGCACUAAAAGCAGCAACAGCAGCAACAACCAGCAGCAGCAGCAGCACGACGCAUUCGCGUCCUUCUUGCCCGCGUCCGUCUCGGCCUUCGCGUCGGCGUCGCUCCCCUUCGCGCUGGCCGCCCACCGCACGCCGCACCGCCUGUCGCGGCUCGACGACGCCCUCGACGCCACCGUCGUGUGCGCCGUCGGCCGCCGCGCCUCCGUCGCCCAGGGCCGCGCCCUGCUGUCCGUGUGGGAGCGGUGCUUCGCGCCGGCGCUGCAGGCCUCGCCCGCGUAUGCCGCCGUGGCCUCGUUCGCCGCCGCCGUCAGGGCCGCACCACCACCACCACCACCACCAUCCACUGCUGAUGAUGAUGACGGCGACGACCCGACGCGGCUGCUGCUGCUGCUGCUGCCGCCCGCCGCGCACCUGGCCCCGCUGUUCGGCGCCGUGUGCCGCGCGGCCGGGCUGGGCGCGCGCGAGGCCGCGGCCGUGCUCGUGGUCGGCCACAUCAAGGCGCUCGUGUCGGCCGCCGUGCGCGCCGGCGUGUUUGGCCCCUACCAGGCGCAGCGCCUGCUGGCGGGCGACCGCGUGCGCGAGCUCGUCGACGCCGCCGUGUGCCGCGAGUGGGACACGCCCGUCGAGCUGGCCGGCCAGACGGUGCCCGUCAUGGACCUGUGGCUCGGCAGGCACGAGCUGCUGUACUCGCGCAUUUUCAACAGCUAAUGGGGGAGGGGUUUUCUUCGUCUCGUUUUCUUAUGUCCGCCGCAAAAAAAAGUUCUUGAUUUUUAUGGUUCUUGGUAUCAUGAUGCGAAACCCGCUCUAGAAAUAUGUUAUAUAUACAUACAGCAUAACAGAUAGCAUAACAGUGCACACAAUUUGGUUUUCGAGCA